AUGGUCGAUCUUUCCUUCAAUCCUGAAGUCGAAGAAGAAGAAGCGGGCAUCUCAGUAUUUCUGACGCAGGCGCAGCACAUUGACUUAGGUGUAGUCAAUUUGCCGGCUUGCUCUGGCACAACCUUUAUUCCGAGAUUCAGAUUCCGAGUUGAGGCAUCAGGAAAGGCAAACAUCACCGUCCCCGAGACUGUCAUCGUACCCGUGCCAAAAGAGUGGAGAUCAGAAAUCAUAAGGUUGUCAGUCUCAGCUGUCACUGACUCCGAGUAUGUAUUCGGCGCGGCUCCGGCGGCACGACCAGAAGAGUACACAGAAAUUGGCACAGCUGGCGCCCUCGUCGUUUCAGGCGGCAGCGGGCCAUUCACCGGUACCAUAGUUGGUGCGUACGCCACCAACAACGGCGGCAAGGGGAAGACACCGGCUUACUUUAGUCGGUGGAGAUACACUCCAGUCGCGCAAAAGAUUGAUGACGACGUUAUAGUGGCAGUAAAAUAG
This is a messenger RNA of Colletotrichum spaethianum, 492 nucleotides long. RefSeq lists its product as uncharacterized. The transcript is spliced from 2 exons. The coding region runs from base 1 to 492 and encodes 163 amino acids. Lineage: Eukaryota; Fungi; Ascomycota; Sordariomycetes; Glomerellales; Glomerellaceae. The record is from RefSeq and is a predicted model, not a curated record.